CAAGUUGCCAAAGAAGAACCACUUCGUCAGAAAUUAGGUGGCAACAGAUUCACUCUUCAACUCUCUACACAUGUUCGUAGUUUUCAUCGACAAAAAUCUUCCCAAAAUCUCAAACUAAACUGAUAAAAAUGCUGUCGAUUCGCUCCAUUUUAACUUCACAGCGAAGCUUAAGACCCUCCAAGCUCUCCCCAUUUCAUUCCUCUUGUUUGUGUUAUUCAGCUGCCGCAGUUGAAGCUGAGAGAACCAUCAGAGAAGGCCCCAGACACGACUGGUCAAAAGAUGAGAUCAAGUCCAUUUACGACUCUCCCGUUCUCGAUCUCCUCUUCCAUGGAGCUCAAGUUCACAGACAUGCUCAUAACUUCAGGGAGGUGCAGCAGUGCACUCUCCUCUCUAUCAAGACUGGGGGAUGUAGUGAGGAUUGUUCGUAUUGUCCUCAAUCCUCAAGAUACGACACUGGAGUAAAAGCACAAAAGCUAAUGGCUAAGGAAACUGUGAUGCAGGCAGCUCAGAAGGCAAAGGAGGCUGGUAGCACACGUUUUUGUAUGGGUGCUGCAUGGAGAGACACGAUAGGGAGGAAGACCAAUUUCAAUAACAUCCUUGAAUAUGUGAAAGAAAUAAGAGAAAUGGGAAUGGAGGUGUGCUGUACAUUGGGCAUGCUGGAGAAGCAGCAGGCUUUAGAACUCAAGAAAGCAGGCCUUACAGCAUAUAACCAUAACCUUGAUACCUCCAGGGAAUAUUAUCCUAAUAUUAUCACUACAAGAAGUUAUGAUGAACGCUUGGAAACCCUUAAACAUGUCCGUGAAGCUGGGAUCAACGUCUGUUCAGGAGGAAUAAUAGGCCUUGGAGAAGCAGAGGAGGACCGGGUUGGUUUAUUGCAUACUUUGGCAACUCUCCCAACUCAUCCAGAGAGUGUUCCCAUCAAUGCCCUUCUUGCAGUGAAAGGCACCCCCCUCCAAGAUCAGAAGCCAGUUGAAAUAUGGGAGAUGGUUCGGAUGAUCGCUACAGCACGUAUAGUCAUGCCAAAAGCAAUGGUCAGGUUAUCAGCAGGAAGAGUUCGAUUUUCCAUGCCUGAGCAGGCGUUGUGCUUUCUUGCUGGUGCAAAUUCCAUCUUCACUGGCGAAAAGCUCUUAACAACUCCUAAUAAUGAUUUCGAUGCUGAUCAACUCAUGUUCAAGAUUCUUGGACUCACGCCAAAACCGCCCAGUUUCACCGAAGACGAAGCAAAAUCUUGUGAAGAAGAGAACUGCAAAGCAGCUGUCUGUGUGUAAUCUGUACUUGGGUCAUUGCUCUGCUAGAUUCAUACCCUAAUGCUAAAAUCUCCAUAAUUUUGUGUUGAAUUCAUUAAAAUAUUUAGCUCACCAUUGUAGCCAUGUUGUUCACUUUGUACUGGAAGAGGUAGUCUUAGAGAAUUUUGGAACAUAUAUUUUAUAGUUUUAUGAUUAUUUCCAAAGCACUUCUUGAUUUCUGGA
This is a messenger RNA of Pistacia vera, 1469 nucleotides long. Its product is annotated as biotin synthase, mitochondrial. The transcript has 7 exons. The record is from RefSeq and is a predicted model, not a curated record. Lineage: Eukaryota; Viridiplantae; Streptophyta; Magnoliopsida; Sapindales; Anacardiaceae. The coding region runs from base 129 to 1268 and encodes 379 amino acids. Gene Ontology annotation, biological process: biotin biosynthetic process. Gene Ontology annotation, cellular component: mitochondrion. Gene Ontology annotation, molecular function: biotin synthase activity; 2 iron, 2 sulfur cluster binding.